AUGCCACUCGGUAAACAUUUCUGCUCAGUGGGCCUCGGGGAUGAAGCUGACAUUUUUGAUGAAUCUUCACCUGCCAACAGUGAUGAGCUCGGCCAUGUAUUAUUGCUAAUUUUCAAGUCCUGUAUGACUGAAGUUCCCAGAGCAAAGGAUCUCAAAGUUCCAUUGAAGAAAAUCCACCCUGAUACCAGGAUCAAAGCAUUUCAGCACAUUGAAGAUGAAGCAACCCUCGUACCACUCUAUGACACGCAUGCAUGUCGUUGGAACUGGCCACUCCCAGAGUCACAUUUAGAUAAACUCGCUGCCAGUGGGGAGAGAAGUAAUCAGGCAAGAGAGAACAGUAGCAUGGACCAGGGAGAGAGGGAAGGAGAAAAUAGUGGUGCCACAGAUCAGAGGUCGGGAGAUUGGGAUAUCAUCGAUGACACUGGUGCACCUGCUGCCUCUGAGUCACAGGUUGAGAGUCUUAGCCAGCCUGAGGACGACAUAAUGUCAACAAAUGCCAGCUCUGCCAGUAGUGACAAAGCCCCAGUGCUCCAUGCAAUUGACCGCGAUUCUACAAAACCAUGGAUGACCAAACAGGUGUUUGCAUCCUUCAAUAACCUUCUUACCUUUGCCCUCCUCCUGCAGAAGCCUGCACUCACUCAGAAGCAUAACUUAUCUCAUAUCUGGAGUGCAUUGAACUCCUUGUCCAUAAUAUGUGGCGAUGAAAUCACACGCAAACCAGACCUCACCCUGCUUGAUGAUAUCGAGGCUAGAUGGGAUACAAUCAAGGCCAUAUGUGAGCUGACUUCAAGUGCCUACUUACCUUCACAUCCCCUUGCCAAAACUCUUGACACCAAGGCUUACCUGCUUCUCAAACACCAACUGUGGAGACAUUUUGCACUGUUGGUCUCCAUUUGCAAUGAGUAUCGCGAGCUUCACAUCCAUCUAUAUGACCACUUGGGCGGAGUUGUCAGCCCUUGCACACAUAUCGAUCGAGAGCUGGACAAGUACUUAUGGAUAUUUUCAUCCAUUGUCUUUGGCAAUCUCGAGUGUAUCAGACUCAACCCCACAAUUACUAUCUUGAAACACAUGCUUCAUCGCACACUUCAAUCCCCUGAUUUCUGUGUUGCCAAACCCUCACCUUCUCCUCACCAGACUGCUGAAGUGAUCUCAGAUGCACUGAUCAUGGAGAGCGAGACCAUCGAGAUCGAAGAGAUCGUGAGUGAGCCCCCACAUACCAUAGAGGAUGCGGUGCCCAACCCCACAGCCAACAUCCCUCCAAACCUGGUUCCCCUCAUAGACAAAGUCCCUAGCGAUUCUUUGAGUGGACCCCUCCCAGAGCCAAUAGGAAAAAUACGAGUAAAUGAGAAUACAUACAAUAUCCUGGAUCUAAUAUUCUCCACUCAAGGUCUUGUUGGUCGUGGCACAGUGUGCUAUCUGGUGAGAAAGGAUGAGGAAGAGUAUAUCGUCAAGGAUCACUGGGUCCUCGGGAGUAAAUCAGAGGUCCUGAAUGAAAUUUGUAUGAUGGAGAAAAUGGAUGGGAUCUGUGGUGUUCCUUGCCUUGUCGAAUAUUGGCUUGUGGAGAUGGAACCUGGCGAGGUUGACAAAACAGUGAAGUAUUGUCAAAAGUACAGUGUUGGGGGCACAGGCACAGUACCUUUCAUGUCGCGGUCCCUUCUCUUCCAGCUUUACCUCCACACACUGGAUCCAUCCGAUGAGCGCUUGGAGUGGUAUGACCUCAUUAAAAACCCUAAUCAGUUGCAUUUCGAUAAUGUAAUUGAUCUGCUGGGUAGACACAUCGCUGCACUUCUAAAGGAGGACUCUCCUGGGCCCCUAGUCUCCAAAUGGGUAAUUCUCUCAGCGGCAGGUUCACUCAUGCCACCCCAGAACAAUGAGGAAAGUGCGUCACCACCUGUAGAUGAGACACGACAGAAGCAAGUGGUUGAUCACUGGUGGAUGAUGGAAGCCAUACCCAAGCUGAAGAGGAACAAAACUGAGUAG
Suillus fuscotomentosus is the source of this 1980-nucleotide messenger RNA. RefSeq lists its product as uncharacterized. The record is from RefSeq and is a predicted model, not a curated record. NCBI's taxonomy places the organism in Eukaryota, Fungi, Basidiomycota, Agaricomycetes, Boletales, Suillaceae. The coding region runs from base 1 to 1980 and encodes 659 amino acids. The transcript has 5 exons.